AUGACGCCACUCAUACCGGAUGAAAUAUGGGUUGCGAUUCUCUCCUAUCUGCCCGACUUCAACUGUCUCAGGAACACAGCUCUCGUAUCGCCAACACACCUUCGCUGCGCUCCCUCGGCAUGCCGGCAGGUGCUCCUGAACGAAGUAGGCCACCGUAUUCUCUCGGAUGCCAUAGCAGCACUCGAAUCAUCCAAAUUCGACCCGAGAGACCUUAACCUGGUCGCCAACUUCAGUGACGAAUACCUCAAGAGGCGAACCCCUAUCCCCCCCAUGAUGAGCUUGUCGGAUGGCGCCGCGCUGUCAGGGCUGCACAAGUGUGUAGACCAUCUGGGAUCGAAGUUUCAAGAUCUUGCACUGCAAAGUCUAGUGAAGGAGCAAUGCGGUCUGGUCAACUAUAUGCAUAACUGGCCUGAGGUGUCUGCCACGACCGAGAAACCUUCAGCUGCUGAAGCGGCCCGAUUUCAGAGGGCACUAUACCGCUUCGAGGUUUACUGUAACCUAUUUAAGGACCCGGAAGUUGUACGGUUCAAUCUGGAUGUUGUCAACUUCCAACGAGCACAUUUCUUUGACUGCUUGUCGCCCUGGGAAAUCGAACAACUGGUUGCCACCAGAGACCUCCUCGCGGCGGUUGUCAUCGGCCCUCGUAGUGUACUGGACGCCUCCGAUCCUGCCUCCCAAUCUGGAGCGCAGUGA
Messenger RNA from Colletotrichum graminicola M1.001, 693 nucleotides. RefSeq lists its product as uncharacterized. Lineage: Eukaryota; Fungi; Ascomycota; Sordariomycetes; Glomerellales; Glomerellaceae. The record is from RefSeq and is a predicted model, not a curated record. The transcript is spliced from 2 exons. Bases 1 to 693 code for a protein of 230 amino acids.